This is a messenger RNA of Cyclopterus lumpus (lumpfish), 873 nucleotides long. Its product is annotated as 5-hydroxytryptamine receptor 3A-like. The record is from RefSeq and is a predicted model, not a curated record. The annotation marks the transcript as partial. Lineage: Eukaryota; Metazoa; Chordata; Actinopteri; Perciformes; Cyclopteridae. The transcript is spliced from 2 exons. Gene Ontology annotation, biological process: monoatomic ion transport. Gene Ontology annotation, cellular component: membrane.
UGGCCGGAGGAGAUCAAGGCCCCCGCUGAACCACAAAAGGAUGAACUUGACAUUUCAAAUGUUGAUUCUGGGUUGUGGAUCAUCCAACCAGCCAGUCAGACACCUGCCCAGGACCCACCCCGCAGUGGAGGUGCAGCUUCUCUGCCUGAACUGCAACAGAUCUGUCAAUACCUGGGAGACCUUCGUGCCCACCUCACCUCGAAGCACAAGGAGAGCGAGCUGCUGGACCAGUGGUGCCAUGUGGGAUAUGUCCUCGACUCCCUGCUCUUCCGCAUCUAUCUGCUGCUCAUCUCCUGUUACGCGCUGGUCAUCAUCUCCAUGUGGUGCGUCUGGAUCAACCAGUCCUAAGGGAUCAAUUCAGGGACAAUUAGUAGGUAGUCCAGGUAACAAGUUUAAAAAGCAAUCUGUAUUUUAUCAACAUUUAUCAAUUAUUAAUGUUGUUUUUUUUAUUAAAUGUGUUGUAUUGCUAGUUUUUUUGUCCUAUAGGUGUGUCUGUUAGUUAAUUAGCUUAUUUUUAAAACGUGCAUUCUGGUCUCUAUUAAAUAAUAAUUUCACUGGAAAAAUUAUUAUUUAAUUAUUUAAAGCAGUUUUUGUUCAUCAAUUUCUUGAAUAUAAAAAAUCUGUUGCCAUUAUUUGGUACUGUUCUCAGUUGGUUCAGGUCAUAUCUCGAAAGCAGGGGCUAUUGUUGCCAUUGGGGAUCAUAUAUCUGAGUGGAGUCCCCCAGGGAUCAAAUCUUGGACCUCUAUUAUUCAACUUGUAUAUGCACCUUAUCAAAUAAUGUAAGACAGUAAUAGUAUGUUAAUAUGGGAUAGUAUAACAUGCCUUCUCUGUUAUUCCUGUCAUCCUACAAUUAAAGGCAACCAGUGUGCUUCA